Molecule: messenger RNA, 2356 nt
Organism: Tricharina praecox
Lineage: Eukaryota; Fungi; Ascomycota; Pezizomycetes; Pezizales; Pyronemataceae
Product: Neurochondrin-domain-containing protein
Exons: 4
Coding region: 226-2100 (624 amino acids)
Source: RefSeq, a predicted model, not a curated record
UAAAUCUAAUUUUAACUACCGUGCCUCUCGAAUCUUUCCUCCGACCCCUCUCGAGUUAUCCAAAAUCGCCAAAUACUCGGGCGUGACCACUCCGCAAAUGGUGAUCCAACUUUCAAUGGCCCUCUUGGGGUCCUGGCUGGGUUGAGUGGUUGAGCCUAAAGCCAACGUGACGUCCCUGCGUCAUACAAUUGCACCACGAAAAUCUCCAGCUAACCCUCACUCGCCAUGGCCGAAACAUCGUCUUCCGCGGGCACCAGCGAAACAACACAACCACAGGAACAGGGCGAAGAGCUGAUAUCGCAAUGCGUUUCCCUUCUCUCCAAAAAUGACGAUACCUCGCGUUUCGUUGGACUGGCUAUGGUGCUGUCGAUCAGCAACCAUGUCGUCGACCCCACCAGCGUGUUCCAACGCUGCGCUGCGGCCCUGAAGCCGACGUUUCUCGAUCGGCUGUUGAAAGCUGGCACCACGAAACAGAAGUCUCCCGAGGAGGCGACACAGAUGGUGGAGCUCGCGGUCAAUAUCAUCAACGCCUUCGCCACGUCUCUACCAGAUGCUGGGAACAAUCCGUUCCUGGUGGACCGGACACCAGCGCUGAUAGCGGUUAUUCCUGAAAGCUCGGCGAUGACGGUAGCUACAAUCCUACAGAUCCUCAUCGUGUUUGCGUCAGGGUCACUAGGUGCACGGAAGAUUGUUGAAACUGAAGACUUUGGGCCUAUUGUAGAUGCGCUGGCAGCAAACGACAAUGCGAAUCUGGUUUUGCAGCAUGCUUUCACGAGUGAUCUGGGCGAGGCGGAGCUCGUCAGGCCCUGCCUGAAACGCUUGCUGUCAUCGUUGGGUAACAAAGUAGGCGUCUGUGAGCGUGAGACCAGACUCGCGAUCCUUUCGCUCCUCGGUGAGCUGUUGACGAGGGUACCCUCUCAGUUCAUUCCCGCAGACCCAGAAUGGGUCGAGCCCUUCUACGCCGCCUUCAGGGCGAUCUUCAGCUCCGGGCCAUCCUCGGAGGAGCGCCGUCACUGCAUCAUAAUCAUCGCCAGUUUCCUACACUCCUACGCACCCUCGCAGUUCUUCCAACGCUUCUCCACCCCCACCACCGACGGCCCCUCCUCCAACACGCCGCCAUACCUCUACCUCCUCCUACAAAUAAUCACCAUCGACAUCCGGGCCUCCUUCCCCUCGCUCCUCGCGCAUCUUGCACUACCCUCGUACGCCUCGACCUCGCAGCGGCUCGCCUGCAAUUUCGACAUCCUCUCUGUCUUCCUGAACUUCCUCGCUACAGCUAGCGACUUCUCGCAAAUCGGCAUCUCCCCGGACCACCUCCUCAAGCUGCGCACCGACAUCUCCGAGACCUUCGGACUAACCCUCGAAUUCCUGCGCGACCGCUGGGACGCCGUGUACACGGGCGCAGCGUACUUCGAGCCCGGCUUCGAGCCCGCCGACCAGCCAAAGCAGCUGACAUGGGACAGCACGCUGCUUGGCGGUCCCGAGCGCGACGCGCUGAUCAUUGGCGCGGUACGCGCUCUCGCGUUCUGGCUGCGCGAGGACGAGAGCCUGCGUGAGGAGGCCGGCGGGAUGGUGGAUGUGUUCCUGGGCCUGUGGACGCGGGGCCAGGAAGCGGGCGUGGACUACCGCCCCUGGGUCGUCACGGCGCUCCACGGCGUCAUGGAGGAGAAACAUGGCCGCGAGGUGUUUGUGCAGCUCCGGGCGUGGAGAACGGUCUGGGAGGACUUGAGGGCGAACUGCGAUGAUGACUUGGAGGGCCAGCUGGCCCUCGAGGAGGCGAGGCUUCUGGAGACGUUUGUGCAGGCGGAGGAGUUUGCUGACGAGGUCUGGGCAAGGGAGUUGGUCGCGUUUGUGGAGGAGACUACGGCUUCUUGGGGAAGAGAUAAGUUGGAGCUGGCGGUGGUGCUGUUUAGUUUGGCGAGCGAGUGUGUACUCGCCACGCUGGGCCCGUCGGGCCGGUUCCUGCAGAAGGAGGUGGAACAGCUGCGGACGGUGUAUUCGCGCCUUGUGGCGCUGGUACCGCCCGAAUAUGGUGAUGAGGUGAAGGAACUGGUCGAGACACUGGAGAAUCUCAUGACCAUUCUCGCGGUCUAUAGAUAGCCAAUGUCACUUCAUUCUGGACUUGCGUGAGAUGAGAACAAAUAAGUGCCUCUUUUACUUCGUCUAUUAUGAAUUCCUCCAUCCAGUAUGUAUGUAGAAAUCACCACUUGGGAUACUCAAACACCUUGACAAACUCGUCAAUGACAGCAGGAGUGCCCGAACAAUCACUCAUCUCGCUCUUGACCUUUGCCUCCGGAAGCCUGCAUUGAUCGAUCGGUCAGCAACUCUGCCGGCCCCCACCCCCACCCAACGAGGU